AUGUCACUGCUGGAGCAUCAGAAGCGAUCAUCGGCUCAAUGUUCCUUAACUGCCUGUAGCAGCACCAGCAUCAAACGCCGUCGUCACCUCACAGCGCCUAUAUCAACUGAUGCACCUGGUGCAGCGUCGUCUCCCUGGGCAUCAAUGAAUGAAGACUUGGUUCGCCUGAUUGCUUGGCGUGUGCUGGCCGGCGACUUGCUGGACUAUGUCCACUUUCGCGCGCAUCAUCGACCCGCGCUUCCACCCGUGUCGCUGGAUGAUGCUGCCGGAGGCCACGACCUGUACCCGGCCCAUGGCAAGCUCCGCGGCUACAUCCGCUUCUUCAACCUCGACACGGGGAGGUUCGUGCGAGCCAAGCUCCCGGUCUUUCAGGACCACUGCAUCCUCGAUUCGGUCAAUGGCCUCCUGGUCAUGCACCGGGACCAGGACACAGUCAUCCGUCUCUUCCAUCCUUUCACUGGUGACGUUGUCGACCUCCCACCGCUUGUGACCCUUGUGCCGCAUAUUGUUAACCGUGACCUGCCCGGGGCUUCGCACCUGACACAACGCUUCGUCUACCUCAGAAGAGUCUGUGCUUCCUUCAAUGUUAGUGCCACUGGAGUCAUCACUGUCAUGCUUGCACUUCAUCGGAUGGGCUCUGUAGCCUUUGCUACCACCCUGGAUCAGCAAUGGCACAUUUCAACCUGGACAUUACGUUGUGAUAGGCCCUUGUCGUUCCAAGGCAAACUAUACAUGGUGCGAUUGAGUUUUAUACCUGAAGAGAACUCGGAUAUAUUCCAAGUUGAUCCUCCACAGGAGGACGGGGACCAUGUCGCAGGCUUAGGUUCUUCAUUGCCAGAACCCAAGUUGAUCGCCACAAUUCCAAGUGACAAGCUCGCCAAAUCAAUCUUCCUAGUAGAAUGCAACUCGCAGAUCCUUGUGGGUGGCUACACUGAUAGAUCGCGUUCGCAUAUGGUGGUUCAUAGACUUGAAGAUCUUAAAUUGGAAAAGCUGAUUCCAUUAAGAAGCAUUGGAGAUAAGGCUCUGUUCAUUAAUGAUAGGUGUAUAUCUGUUUCCUCUAAUGGGGCAUUGCCUACUGUUGUCAGCGACACCAUUGUUCUGCCCAGCAUGAAAGAUGGGUCACUUGUUCAGUACCACCUUAAUACUAACACUUGGUCACGGGCCAUGGACGGUUGCAUCCGAAGGGGUCCGGUGUUUGGCCCCUGUAACCUUAUCUAUCAUAUUUACACCUGUUGCCGAUGUGAAUAUUGGUGA
This is a messenger RNA of Miscanthus lutarioriparius, 1254 nucleotides long. The record is from the annotation of a GenBank genome assembly. NCBI's taxonomy places the organism in Eukaryota, Viridiplantae, Streptophyta, Magnoliopsida, Poales, Poaceae.